CUACUAUAAAAGGGGGAGGUGCUGCUGGGAAGUGGAAGGUCUUUCUAGGUCAUAACAACCGUAGGCACUCAGGACUCGAUCGGGUGUGAAUUCUACUUGCUUCACUUGGAUUUAAAUCUGUAGAAAGUCACCCAAACAGGAGCAGGCAGGAUGUCUUUGACCAUGACGCAGGCUAAUGAGGUCACUGUCCUGACACUGACCUCCGACUCCAAAAGUCGCUGGCCUCCUUUGUGCCAAAUCUUCUGCGGCCUCUGCUACAGCCCCUUUUGCUGCUCCGUGUCCCAGCACCUGAGGACGGCCAUGGGAACGUCCCAGUCUGCGCUUGGGGCGCUGCAUAUCAUGGUUGGUUUGCUCCACAUCGGCCUGGGUAUCAUUCUCCUGUGCACAGGACCUAGCAGCUGGUGGAGAAUGACGGACACUGUAUUUCCCGAGUGGCUGGGAGGACUGUUCAUCAUAUUCGGCAUCUUCUGUAUUUUGUCCGAGAAGUACCCAAGUCCAUGUCUGAUCAUUGUCAAUGUGAUACUGAACAUCUCAGGAAUCGCCUUUGCCAUCGCCGCUAUCGUACUCUACUCCUUCAACUUAGCACACACACACAUGUGGGACCUUUGUGAGCGCUACGACAAUCAAGGUUACUGGAGGAGAAAUCCGACCCCGACCAAGAGUGCCAGUGAGGAGCACAUGAAGAGGCAAUGCUUGGAGGGAAAAGACCUCCUUCUUACGCUCCUGAGAGCCAUCAACGGCGUUCUGAUCGUGCUGUCCGUCUUGGAGCUCUGCCUCGUCAUCAGCUCCUCCGUCUUGGCCAUCAAGGCUCUGACGUGCAGCAGCAACCGAGACAAGAAGAGCGUUGAUCCAGAGAAAUUCACCCCGCUUCUGGAGGAAAACAACCCUUCAGCCUAAAGAGAAAAUUCUUCCUCUUGCUGCAAUCGUUCAAAUCAGUGGUUCUGCACCUUAACAGCUUUCAUUUUAUACUGCUAUGCAUUUGCAAAGUGAUAUCAAGAUGUAUUAGCCAGUGUUCUUACAAGUAAUGUGGCAUUUUUUUAUACUUUACUUUUUAUACUAUACAGUAAUCUAUAUACAGUUUCCACUACUGAAAGAAAAAAAAAAUGGUGUCAUACUUAUGAGAUAUAAACUGUCCAUGUGAAGAAGGUGGCAUAAUUUCUCCAUAAUUUGGACUUUUUAUCUCAUAAUUUUGAAUUUUUUUGUUAUUGUCUUUUUAUCUUGUAAUUUUGACUUUUUACCAUUAUUAUGACGUACUAUUGGGAUAUUUUUUUGUCUUUUGUUGGCGGAAACGGGCUUCCAUAGUCCAUAGUAGCCACAUUUUGCGGUUUCACUCUUUCGUGCUUUUUCAAAAUUUUUUAUUGAAUUUGUUUUGUGUUUGACUAUGGCCUAUUAAAAAAAAAAAGCAUA
Dunckerocampus dactyliophorus (ringed pipefish) is the source of this 1407-nucleotide messenger RNA. Its product is annotated as transmembrane protein 176B-like. NCBI's taxonomy places the organism in Eukaryota, Metazoa, Chordata, Actinopteri, Syngnathiformes, Syngnathidae. Bases 151 to 897 code for a protein of 248 amino acids. Gene Ontology annotation, cellular component: membrane. The record is from RefSeq and is a predicted model, not a curated record. The transcript has 7 exons.